AUGGCGUAUUCGACAUCAACGCCUUGCGGACCUUUUCGCUAUCCCGCUGAGAAAAUCAUCGACUAUGCCAUAAGUGCAGCCAAGGGCAAGACCAAACCAUGUCUGAAGUACGCUGGGCAUGAUGAUGCUUAUGCAUCAACCAUUUCUAUUGCACAGCACUCUUGGUUGAUGGCUGCAUUAUGCCUUGGCCUACCUUCCCAUAUUGAUGAUUCAAAACUAGACAUAAGUCACUGUAUACAACUGUCGGUAGUGUAUGGAAUGAUGGAACUCAACGAAGACCUUUGCCGAUACAAUUCCGCGGAGGGCCUACUCAAAGAGCUCAAAGAGGGCCAAACCUUGGCAAGCCGAAUAGUUCUAGAGGUCGACAAAAUUGCAAUGUCCCUACUAGCCCGGCGCGAGAUCAGGCUGCCGCCAUUUGUCUUGCUUCAGAGUUGGGCCGAAGAAAUCCUUCGUAAGCUUCCCAUGGAUCAAGAGUACAAUGGAACGGCAGGCUUGAGCAAACCUGUGGGAUGGUCUGUGCAGUACCAACUUCAAGCAAAAGAUUUGCCAUGCCCAAGAGAUCAUGAAAAAAGUCUGGCCGUUUUCGCGCGUGUCGCUGCUUAUCUUCUGAGCUUGUCGCGUCAGGGUUGGGUGGAUAACUACAUACCGGAACCAGAGACAGUUCCUGAUCAUUCGUGGUUGAUGGCUGUACUGUGUUUUAUACUUGCCGAAAAUGAGACCGUGAUCAUCAAGUACGCUGUGCAAGCAUGUAUAGUUCACGACAUAGCCGAGUCUCUGGUGGGCGACAUUACAUACCGAGACGGAAUCUGCAGAGAAGAAAAGUUUGCUCGCGAGAGCCAUACAAUAGACUUCUUACAAAGCCAGCUUCCAAACCACUCACCUCUCAAGUUAAGUUGGGAUAGGUUUGAGAGCGGAGAGACCCUCACUUACAAAAUUGCUAAAGAUCUUGACAGAGUAGAUUUGGGGUUACAAGCGUACAUCUACGAGAGACGGUAUGGGAAGAAACUAGAAGAAUUUUUCCACUCGGCCUCAAGGGUGAAGACCUGCCCUGAACUGGUCAAGGAGAUCAAAGCAAAGAGGGUUAUUGAAGGAGUUGGGACUCUGGAUCCCACCAAGGAACAGAAGCUUAACGAAUACUAUGGGCCAUAG
Molecule: messenger RNA, 1149 nt
Organism: Fusarium coffeatum
Lineage: Eukaryota; Fungi; Ascomycota; Sordariomycetes; Hypocreales; Nectriaceae
Exons: 2
Coding region: 1-1149 (382 amino acids)
Cellular component (GO): cytoplasm
Molecular function (GO): 5'-deoxynucleotidase activity
Source: RefSeq, a predicted model, not a curated record